Verticillium dahliae VdLs.17 is the source of this 1323-nucleotide messenger RNA. RefSeq lists its product as uncharacterized. The record is from RefSeq and is a predicted model, not a curated record. Bases 1 to 1323 code for a protein of 440 amino acids. The transcript has a single exon. NCBI's taxonomy places the organism in Eukaryota, Fungi, Ascomycota, Sordariomycetes, Glomerellales, Plectosphaerellaceae.
AUGGGCCCUCCCAAGAUCCCCCCCGAGCAUGUCUACUGUGUCCAAGCCGGAAAGAAGCACUAUGAACUCUUCACCACCACAUAUGUUGGCGCGAACUAUUGCGGCCGUUGCGGCUUGGCCAACCCCUUUCGGCUCCAGCACCAAGCCAGGUCCAAAACCCCGGCACUUCCGGGUCCGUACGAUGAGGUGGUGGACGUUGAGGACUCUCCACCGCCACGGCCAGUCAGCCCAGCAAGCCAGUUGCUGCGUGACAGAUCGAAGCCCCUUUCAUCCGUCGGCAUUGGACGCAUAGCUCAACACCUGCCUAACGAAGAGUCUACUCUUGGCGCGAUGAAUACACGGGCACGCAUACCUCCUCCUGAGUUGUCAAGCAGUCCCCAGUUUGUGACUGUGGCAUCAGCAGCCAGCCGGGCCAUUCAGAAUUCAAAGGCCAACACCAGAAAGCCCACGAGGCAUCGGACGGGGUACCAGUGGGUACAUAUCAGCCUCCUGCUUGUGAGACUGGAGACCAGGUACUUCAACGGCCUUGCAGUGGAGGUACCGGAGACGGUGCUGCCGCUGAAAGACACGGUGAUCAAGUUUUCCUCGGCAGAUUUACUGACGUGGCCCUCAUUCACCGCCAUCUUGUUCGAACAUCUCCGUCCGCUGCCACCCGCCAUCGAUCUUACGAACAGAGACCUCUGGAGCCUUUCUUACGCCUCGAGUUUCUCUGGCAAGAAGAUCGUCACCGUUCCCAACACCGACAAGUACACGACUCCGUCGAGUAUGCUCGCCUCGGGGCACUUCGGUAACAAUCAGGCCGGACAGUUGAAGGUGCUAGUCGUCCUUACAUCCACGGAUGUAGUCGAUAAACAGGAGCCAGUCACACCGUUGAGGCCGGAUGAAUACGCAACACCAGUCAAGGAAGAGAAGAAACGGAAGGUCAAGCAAGAAGACACAAGCCCUGCCCCAAAUCGCAAAAAGCGCAUCAAGCAGGAGGAACAUGUCAAGAAAGAGGGUAGCGCUGGGAACACGGAUCGGGUCAAGCAGGAGGUACACAUCAAGAUGAAGCCGGAAGAGCCUAUCCCGACUGCCUCCUACCAGAGUCCGACAGACGACGAGCUUGAGAGUAUUGCUGACGAGAUCGUUGUACAUGAAGAUGUGGUAGAUCUAUGUGAAGUGGAAGAUCCGCUCCAUGAUCUAAUGCUUGAUAGCAUCCCUGGCCAUAAGGGGAGCGGGGAUAUGGUAGAUGACGGCGACGAAGCAGACGAAAAAGAUGGCGAGCAUGUUGUGGUCCCGGAGUUCGUAAGAGACCAAAUGAUCCCUUCCCGAGUCAAGUGCUGA